CCCGGCCGCGCCACCUCCGCCGCCUCUGCAGCCCCGCAGGCCUCGGCUCUCGUACUCCCGGCUCUGCGCGGCUCGCGGCUCGCGGCCCCGCGUCCAGGCUCCUGCAAGAUGACGCUCAAGGCGAGCGAGGGCGAGGGCGGGGGCAGCAUGCGCACGGCGCUCUCCGACCUGUACCUGGAGCACUUGCUGCAGAAGCGCAGCCGGCCCGAGGCUGUGUCACACCAGGUGAAUGCCGUGACUGAGGACAUGUACACCAAUGGUUCUGCUGCCCCAGGUAGCCCUACCCAGGCCAAAGGGCAGGAGGUACGGAAGGUGCGACUCAUACAGUUCGAGAAGGUCACAGAAGAGCCCAUGGGAAUCACUCUGAAGCUGAAUGAAAAGCAGUCCUGUACGGUGGCGAGGAUUCUUCAUGGUGGCAUGAUUCAUAGACAAGGCUCCCUUCACGUCGGGGAUGAGAUCCUAGAAAUCAAUGGCACAAAUGUGACUAAUCACUCAGUAGAUCAGCUGCAGAAGGCGAUGAAAGAAACCAAAGGAAUGAUCUCAUUAAAAGUAAUUCCCAACCAGCAAAAUCGUCUUCCUGCACUACAGAUGUUCAUGAGAGCACAGUUUGACUACGAUCCCAAAAAGGACCAUCUGAUCCCUUGCAAGGAGGCGGGACUGAAGUUUGUUACUGGGGACAUCAUCAAGAUAAUCAACAAAGAUGAUAGUAACUGGUGGCAGGGGCGGGUGGAAGGUUCCUCCAAGGAGUCAGCAGGCUUGAUCCCUUCUCCUGAGCUGCAGGAAUGGCGAGUGGCUAGUGUGGCUCAGUCUGCUCCAAGUGAAGCCCCCAGCUGCAGUCCGUUUGGGAAGAAGAAGAAAUACAAAGACAAGUACCUGGCCAAGCACAGCUCAAUUUUUGACCAGUUGGAUGUUGUUUCCUAUGAGGAAGUUGUUCGGCUCCCUGCAUUCAAGAGGAAGACCCUGGUGCUGAUCGGAGCCAGUGGAGUGGGUCGCAGCCACAUUAAGAAUGCCCUACUCAGCCAGAACCCGGACAAGUUUGCAUACCCUGCCCCAUAUACAACACGGCCACCCAAGAAGAGUGAGGAAGACGGGAAGGAGUACCACUUCAUCUCCACCGAAGAGAUGACCAGGAACAUCUCUGCCAAUGAAUUCCUGGAGUUUGGCAGCUACCAGGGCAAUAUGUUUGGCACCAAAUUUGAAACCGUGCACCAGAUUCAUGAGCAGGACAAGAUUGCCAUCCUUGACAUUGAGCCCCAGACCCUGAAGAUUGUCCGCACGGCAGAACUGUCACCAUUCAUCGUGUUCAUCGCACCUACUGACCAGGGCGCUCAGACGGAAGCCCUGCAGCAGCUGCAAAAGGACUCCGAAGCCAUCCGCAGCCAGUACGCACACUACUUUGACCUCUCGCUGGUCAAUAAUGGCGUUGACGAAACCCUUAAGAAACUGCAAGAAGCCUUUGACCAGGCAUGCAGUUCUCCACAGUGGGUGCCUGUCUCCUGGGUUUACUAAGCUUGCAGAUAUGCCCUUCUCUAGCAGUUUGAAUUUCAUUCUCCUUGCUUUAACACAAACAGGGACACUCCACCCAGUAUGUCAGCUUCCAGUGCUCUGCAUCUAUCCUAAUUAGGCCAGUGGGUGUCAGUCUUGUUCAAGUCCCUUGGCUGGGCUCCGAUUUUCCUGAUCAAUGGAGCCCCAUUGAUCAGGGUUUCAGAAGGAUCUCUGGAACUCUGAGGCCCAAAGUACUAUCAAAAUGCAACUGCUAAUCAAAGAUGGUGCACACGGGGAGGAAAAGGCAAUGGCCCUUGUUCUUUAAAGCCUGUGCUCCUUCACCUUUACACUGGGCAUCUCAUGUGUCUUUGAAGCAUCUGUAACCUCAACUUUCUAAAAUGCCAAAAUGAAGCGGCUGUGCAAUAGAAUGAUGUCUGCUCUAGGGACACCCUCAAAAGCAAUAAAAACGUUGCUGUGUUAAAAUGCCAA
This is a messenger RNA of Callorhinus ursinus (northern fur seal), 1974 nucleotides long. RefSeq names its product MAGUK p55 scaffold protein 1 (gene MPP1). The record is from RefSeq and is a predicted model, not a curated record. Lineage: Eukaryota; Metazoa; Chordata; Mammalia; Carnivora; Otariidae. Gene Ontology annotation, molecular function: protein binding.